Molecule: messenger RNA, 2340 nt
Organism: Mycosarcoma maydis (corn smut)
Lineage: Eukaryota; Fungi; Basidiomycota; Ustilaginomycetes; Ustilaginales
Exons: 1
Coding region: 1-2340 (779 amino acids)
Biological process (GO): mRNA processing
Cellular component (GO): nucleus
Molecular function (GO): RNA binding
Source: RefSeq, a predicted model, not a curated record
AUGGCGACGGAUCGUCUUCGACGAAAAGUGCGCUCGGUUUCACCGGAUUCACUCUGGUCGCUAACUCGGAACCUGUGCAUUGUGGGAACGCCUUUGCCGUCGGUUUCGUCUGGGAAACGCGAUCCGAAUGAACUCAAACCGAUAUGGCAACAGGAAGCACGCGAUGCACAGGGCAGACGUCGCUUCCAUGGCGCAUUUACGGGCGGCUGGUCCGCGGGGUACUACAAUACUGUCGGCAGCGAACACGGUUGGACCCCCACAAGUUUCAGGUCCAGCAGGAAGCAUCGUGCCGAGGACAAGAGGAGUACAGUGCAAGACUUUAUGGAUGAGGAGGACUUGGCCGACUGGAAGGCUGCUCAACACGUGACUCGAGCGUCGGAUAACGCUGUUGCAGGCUUGAAUCAGAUUGCUGGUCUGAGAGAGGUGAGUGCCUCGACAAGCGCAGUGGCAGAAGAAGAUGGUGUUGGACUGGCGAGCAACGAAGAGGUGGGUUAUAAGCUGUUGCGGCGUAUGGGAUGGAAGCCAGGACAAGAACUGGGAUGCAAGAGCGGUGCGAAGACGAAAGCGAUGCACAGCGAUUCUUCGCGGACGAUCGGCAGUGGUUGCGCUAUCAAGGUGGACAAUUCAGCGCAUGUGUCUGCUCAAGCACACACGUCCAAAAGAGGUCUGGGCGCACCCGAACAACCGACGCUGCUACAGAUGCUCGAUAAACACGAUAGACCAAAGUGCGCAACUACGACAAGCGUAGACUCGCCAAAAGACGACCGAGCACAUGUAUGGUCAGACGGUCGACCGAUAUUGUCAGGUUUCCAGCUCGCCCGUCAAGCGUCAGCGCCACCGCGCGUCUUGGAGCGUCCACCUCUCCCCGUCGGAUGGCAACCGGACCCCACGCGCAUAUGGAAGCGCUCCACCGCUUCCACCGACGACCCAGCUAGAAAUCUCACACCUGCGUCUCGAGCUCACCUUCUAGGAGAAGCCAAACUCCCCGGUCCACCCCCCAACAUUGCCGCUUUCCUCUCGACCAAAGCUCGCCAACAUCUCGCCUCGUCCAGGAAUCUACCCCUCCCAUCUCCCUGCUCGUCCGAAUCCAAGCCAGAAUUCAUUCAUGUGCCCCACCUCGACCCCUCCACCGCCGCACAAGCGCUCCAAGGAUUUGCGCCUUUUGAUACCAAUCCCGCCAAACACGAGCGAUACCUGACCUACCUCAAGUCUCAAUCCACCUCUUGCUCAACAGACGAACGAUCCAAAUCUCUAGCAGUCCCCACAGAGCUGACGGCAGAACAGUACUCGAAUGAAUUGCACGAAUUUGCCAAGAGCGCCAACAUGUUCCGACCGAUCAGCUCGGCGAUGGCGAGCAGGUUUGCAAAGGCAAGUGAAAGCGUAAUGCAACACGAGACGAGCGCAACUAGCGCACAUGCUGGGCUCAGACAUCCCGCGCCGGCUUCUGCGGUGAGCGAGCGAAAGGACAAGGAGAGGCAGAAUGAGGCAGGUGUGGUGGCGGAAAAGCAGUUGUCGAUAGCUCAGAGCGCAGCCAAGAUGGGGAAUUUCGGACAUCUUACACGCAAGGUCGAAGCAUGGGAGCCGGAGAGAUUGCUUUGCAAACGGCUCGGUGUCACGGAGCCGGCGAUCGCUCGCAGGCGCAAGGACGGCGAGCAACCGACUAGAUCACAGCACAGCUCAGCUGAGAGGCCAGAUCCAAAUAUGCAAGACGACCCAGAUCUAUUUUACGGCUCGACACGAUCGUCCAAGUCCAAAUCGAGCGUUCGUGUGGACCAGCAUUGGGCACGCAGCAAGGACCAGCUGAAAGCGUUAGCUGCCGCUCCAACACCGCUGUCGCUCGACGCGCAAGCCUCGACCGGUCUCUUUGUGCCACAAGCUACCACUCAAGUGGAAGACGCUCUGCAGGAAGACGAGAUCGGUAUGGGCGAUGACGAGCGGCAAGGUGAUGACACAUUGACGUACAUCAAGCCGUCGAUCGACGUGUACAAAGCGAUCUUUGCUUCUGAUGAGGAGACGUCUGAUGUGGAGCAAGGUGGUGCUAGUCGAGAUAAAACAGCGGUGCGACCCAAGAUGCACGACUCGACUGCUGGAUCGGGUGUCAUAUUUCAAGUCAGAUCGAAGCGCAAGGAUGCCGGAGACGAAACGGAGAAGCUUGCUGACACGUCGACGUCGACAGCGGCGCAGACAGAGAAGAAGCGCAAAAAGGACAAGUCGACCAAAAAGAGAUCGCUCUUGACGUUUGAUUUCGACCAAGAUGAUCUUGAUGCGGCUCCCGUGGGUUUCUCGUCCGAGACCAAGACCAAGACCAAGGCUCGAAUGCGAGCUUCCGACAUGUUCUAG